UGAAGUGGUGUAUUGAAAUGCUUGACCCAAGGAGUGUGCCUCACAAUCUUGUCUUCAAACCACUGUUUGAUUUCAUUUUCAUAGAUGAGAAGUGGUUCAACAUUACGAGGAAGACUGUGCGAUAUUACGCAGCUCCAACUGCCUCGCGUCGCAUCAGGACAAUUCAAAACAAAAACUUCAUCCCAAAAAUAAUGAUCUUAACAGCUCUCGCCAGACCAAGGUUUGACUCAAAUGGAAACUGCAUCUUUGAUGGAAAAAUUGGAUGUUUUCCUUUUGUGACAUACACAGCUGCAAAGAGGUCAAGUGUGAACCGUCCUGCAGGGACAAUCGAGAUGAAGCCCAUUGAGUCAAUCACAAAGGAGGUAAUCCGAAGCUUCAUGAUAGAAAAGGUAUUGCCAGCUGUUCGGGCUAAGUGGCCUCGUGAAGACGCUGGCAAACCUAUAUACAUCCAGCAGGAUAAUGCUCGGCCUCAUAUUGCACCGGACGACAGAAUGUUUUGUGAGGCCGCGAAGCAAGACGGCUUUAACAUCAAACUUGUUUGCCAGCCGGCAAAUUCCCCAGAUUUGAAUGUCUUGGAUCUGGGUUUCUUCAACUCCAUUCAGUCCAUCCAGUACAAAUCAGCCUCAACAACAACAGAAGAACUUGUAGCCGCCAUCGAUCGAGCAUUUGAAGAUUAUCCAGUGAGGCUAUCAAACAGGAUUUUCUUGUCUCUUCACGCAUGCAUGAGGGAAGUCAUAGAAGUACUCGGUGACAACUCCUAUGAUCUUCCACACAUAAAAAAAGGAGUGCUUGAAAGGCAAGGUCGCCUUCCUUUGCAACUAAGGUGUGAUGCUAAGUCAGUAAAUAAUGCUAACAAUUAUCUCAGGACCAUGGCAGAUACCUGAUAUGAAUUUGUUUGUUGCUGCAGCAGGGUGCGGAUAUGAAAUUGCUGCUAAGCUAAUCUGAAAUUUUUGGUGUUGCUGCUGUUGCUGUUGCUGCUGUUGUUGAUAUCUGAAAUUGUUGGUGUUACUGCUGUUGCUGAUAUCUGAAAUUGUUGGUGCUGUUGUUGAUCUGAACAGAAUGAAUUGGAGGCUUUCUUUUUUUUCUCUCUUUUUCUAGAAAGUAGCCCAUGUGUGCAGUCAUUCUGUGCAGAACAUGUCCUUUGAUUUUUGAGAAAGCAGGAGGAUAUAUGGACCUGAAUAUGUCCUUUGAUUUUUUUAUUAGUAUUUUUAUUUCACAUGAACACAUUAGCUAAGCUUAUCUAAGAUCAAUGGUGUGAACUGUCAAUGGUCCUUUGAUAUAAUUACAGACUAGCUAUCUCAAUUUACAAGAAACAGCAACUGGGAUGGCAGCAGCCACUUUACAAGCUCUGUGUCUGAAUACUCUGUUUACAGACUAGCUAUCUCAAUUUACAAGAAACAUCAGCUGGGAUGGCAGCAGCCACUUUACAAGCUUGGUGUGCAUCUCUGAAUCUGUAUCUCAAGUUCCAAUUUUUGUUUCCAAUUUCUCAUUAUAACAUCCAAAAUUCCCACGCAUAUUACAUCACUGACAGUACUAAGCACUAAUCAUCUGAUCAAAUACACAACAAUCAGUCCCCAGUGAACACGACCAGAAUUUCCCAGAAACAGAAAAAUUUCCCCUUCGAUGAACAUCAAAUAGCCAAGCAAAUGCAAUGUGCAUUCUCUAAAAAACGAACAUCAACAAUCAACAUACGGCUAACCAAAUCAGACAAUCUGCAGGCCGUUCAGUAGCUUAAUCUGCAAUCAAGUGCACAGCUAUCUUAACCGGAUGAAAUAAUCAGGUAAAUUCUGGACAUCCAGCUGAAGAAAGAAAAAAGAAAGGAGGAGACUUGUGGCAAUGGAGCUUUUCGAAGCCCGGCGAUCUCCUGCACCAACGAGACGUGCACCAGCACCGUCCUCCACGCCAUGUAUCAGCCUGCGAACCCGCCGCCGCCGCGAGCAGCGAACGAAAGAAUCAGGGAAAAGCCCUCGAGCCAAAGCCGAAUCGAGAGGAGGAGAGGGCAGCCGUAAUGAGGGCGAUGAUG
Oryza sativa Japonica Group (Japanese rice) is the source of this 2023-nucleotide messenger RNA. RefSeq lists its product as uncharacterized. Lineage: Eukaryota; Viridiplantae; Streptophyta; Magnoliopsida; Poales; Poaceae. The record is from RefSeq and is a predicted model, not a curated record. Gene Ontology annotation, molecular function: nucleic acid binding.